AGUGAGGCUCGGGCCCAGCAGCUGUCACUGUCUCUCUCUCAGUCUCUUUCUCUCUUUCUCUCUCUCUCUGUCUCCCUCUCCCCAGUUUCAGUCUGUCUCUCCCUCUCUCUCUUUGUCUCCCCCUGUCUCCCAGUCUCUCUCUCAGUCUCCCCCUCUCUCUCUGUCUCUGCGAUGAUGGCGGCACAGAUCGCGGAGCGGCUGACCGGCCAGGAGGAGGAGAUCCGCCAUUUGAGCGAUGAGAUCGGCCGGCUGCUGGAGCUGGGGCUGAGCGGCACAGUGCAGUGUGACCCCAGCCCGGCCUUGCAGGAGCUCCGGGCCGAGAACGACAAACUCAAAUACCGCAUCGCCCACCUGCAGCGCAGCCUGGAUCAGGAGCUGGGCCAGCCUGGGGGGCCGGAGAGCGGGCCGGGGGGGCCGGAGAGCGGGCCGGGGGGGCCGGAGCCGGACAGCCAGGGGCCCCAGGACACAGAGCAGCCGAGGGCCGCAGCCCCGGGGGAGAACAAUCAGAAGUCUACGGUGGAAAAGACAACUGCUCAACAGAAUAAGAGGAAAAAGGAGAAGAAACAAGGAAUCGAAGUUAAUGGACAAAAGCCAGAGGCAUGCAGUGCUGCAGGAUUUAUUACAGACAGGCUACAACUCUACGAUAUCUUGAAGAAAAACCAUGAUGCUUUGCUUGCGGAUCGGGCUGCAAACCAAAGCCAGGCAAUUAAGAUCACCCUAGCUAAUGGAAAUGUUAUUGAUGGGGAAUCCUGGAGAACCACUCCAUAUCAAGUGGCUGCUGGGAUUAGUCGUGGCUUGGCUGAUAAUAUUGUCAUAGCUAAAGUGAACAAUGAGCUGUGGGACUUAGACCGGCCCUUAGAACGAAACUCGGUUGUGGAGCUGCUUUCAUUUGACAAUGAGGAAGCCCAAGCUGUUUACUGGCAUUCAAGUGCUCACAUCCUUGGAGAGACAAUGGAGAACUAUUACGGAGGUUGCUUGUGCUACGGACCACCCAUUGAAAAUGGCUUUUAUUAUGAUAUGUUUUUAGAGGACAGGGGGGUAUCAAGCAACGAGUUCCCAGUUCUGGAGAACAUGUGUAAAUCCAUUAUUAAGGAGAAGCAACCUUUUGAAAGGCUGGAAGUCAGUAAAGAUCUGCUAUUAAAAAUGUUCCAGUAUAACAAAUUCAAGUGCCGCAUUUUGAAUGAGAAGGUUGACACACCAACAACAACGGUAUACAGAUGUGGCCCUCUUAUUGACUUGUGUAGAGGACCCCAUGUGAGACACACUGGCAAGAUUAAAGCCUUAAAAAUAUAUAAGAAUUCUUCAACAUACUGGGAAGGGAAGGCUGAUAUGGAAACUCUACAGAGAAUCUACGGAAUAUCCUUUCCUGAUACCAAACUAAUGAAAGAAUGGGAAAAAAUGCAGGAAGAGGCCAAAAACAGAGACCACAGGAAAAUUGGAAAGGAACAAGAACUUUUCUUCUUUCAUGAGCUGAGUCCAGGCAGCUGCUUCUUUAUGCCCCGAGGAGCCCAUAUUUAUAAUACCCUCAUUGAAUUCAUUAAAGAUGAAUACCAGAAUCGAUAUUUUACCGAGGUAGCAACACCCAAUAUUUAUAACAGCAAACUGUGGGAGGCAUCAGGUCACUGGCAGCAUUACAGCGAGAACAUGUUCUCCUUCGAGGUGGAGAAAGAAACCUUCGCUCUGAAACCGAUGAACUGUCCAGGACAUUGCCUGAUGUUUGGUCACCGUCCUCGGUCAUGGAGAGAACUACCUCUGCGGUUUGCUGAUUUUGGUGUCCUUCAUCGUAAUGAGCUUUCUGGGACUUUAAGUGGGCUGACCCGAGUCAGGAGGUUUCAACAGGAUGAUGCUCAUAUUUUUUGCACCAUGGAGCAGAUAGAGGAGGAGAUGAAAGGAUGCUUAGAGUUCUUGCAGUCUGUAUAUGAUGUGUUUGGAUUCACUUUCCAACUGCACCUCUCAACUAGGCCUGAGAAUUACCUGGGAGAAAUAGAGAUCUGGGAUCAAGCAGAAAAGCAACUUGAAAACAGUCUGAACAAUUUUGGCCAGCCAUGGAAACUGAACCCAGGAGAUGGAGCGUUUUAUGGUCCAAAGAUUGAUAUAACUAUCAGGGACGCCAUUGGCCGGUACCAUCAGUGUGCUACCAUACAACUAGAUUUCCAGUUGCCCAUUAGAUUUAACUUGAAUUAUGUAAGCAAGGAUGGAGAUGAUAAGAAAAGACCGGUUAUUAUUCAUCGUGCCAUCUUGGGAUCAGUGGAGAGAAUGAUAGCAAUUCUUUGUGAAAACUAUGCUGGAAAGUGGCCAUUCUGGCUGUCACCCCGUCAAGUCAUGGUAGUCCCAAUAGGACCUAGCUGUGAAGAGUAUGCACAACAGGUGUGUAAAGACUUCUUCGAUGCAGGCUUUAUGGCUGAUGUGGACCUCGACCACAGCUGUACAUUAAACAAGAAAAUACGAAAUGCACAGCUGGCUCAGUACAAUUUCAUUUUCGUGGUCGGAGAGAAAGAAAAAACAAACAACGCUGUGAACGUGCGCACAAGAGAUAACAAAGUACAUGGAGAGAUUUCUAUAAACUCUGCCAUAGAGAAGCUGCUGAAGUUGAAGAAGUCGCACUGUAGAAGCGCCGAAGAGGAUUUCUAAAGAUGAAAGAAAAAUUAAUUUAUUUCAAUUUUCACUCAUGUUGGAUUAGUUAAAGUGGCUCUAAAACAAUAUUCUUUGCACCAUAAUAAAUCGUAAAAGAAAGGGACUUACAUCACGCUGACCUGCCUUUAAGCUGUUCAGUAUUUUUUUAAUAAAAAAAAAAAAAAAACUACAAAACUGAAUAAAAUAUUUCUAAUGUAAACAAGUGGCAUUCUGCAAAAUCAGGCAGCUAAAACACUGUAUAUUAUCUUCCUGGCACAGCUUAGCGCUGGCAAGACGGAGUUCUCAGGUUCUUAUUGGCUGCUAGUAUGACAUGCUACACUGUAUUAAAUUCAAAGUGUAAUUGCAGCUACUACUUACUGUAUUUUGUUUUGUAAUAUUAAUCUGUUGGGGUUCCAUUGAUUUAUUUGAUGAAAACGUAAUGUGAUAGAGCUACUUUAAUGGUUUAAGAUUGUAAUUGCAAAUAAAUUUAACUUCCUGUCCUAGUA
Molecule: messenger RNA, 3119 nt
Organism: Pelobates fuscus (common spadefoot toad)
Lineage: Eukaryota; Metazoa; Chordata; Amphibia; Anura; Pelobatidae
Product: threonine--tRNA ligase 2, cytoplasmic-like
Exons: 19
Coding region: 172-2631 (819 amino acids)
Biological process (GO): threonyl-tRNA aminoacylation
Cellular component (GO): cytoplasm
Molecular function (GO): ATP binding; threonine-tRNA ligase activity
Source: RefSeq, a predicted model, not a curated record